AUGAUAUUAAAACUACUACCAGAUGAGAACUCAACCAUACACCAGCAACUAGCAAAUUGGAAGAAAUCAAACAGACUAACCUAUAGCCAAGUAGCUGCACAAAAAACAACCCAAAGGGAUAAGAAUCAAAACAACUAUUGG
Molecule: messenger RNA, 141 nt
Organism: Racocetra persica
Lineage: Eukaryota; Fungi; Glomeromycota; Glomeromycetes; Diversisporales; Gigasporaceae
Source: the annotation of a GenBank genome assembly